Messenger RNA from Apiotrichum porosum, 2184 nucleotides. It is a transcript of the gene PEP7, whose product is annotated as carboxypeptidase Y-deficient. The record is from RefSeq and is a predicted model, not a curated record. NCBI's taxonomy places the organism in Eukaryota, Fungi, Basidiomycota, Tremellomycetes, Trichosporonales, Trichosporonaceae. The coding region runs from base 1 to 2184 and encodes 727 amino acids. The transcript has 5 exons. Gene Ontology annotation, molecular function: metal ion binding.
AUGGCAGCAGCCGGGUCCAGCACGCCACCGCGGCGCGCGUUUGGAAGCGGUGCCAGCGCCGCCAGCAACUCCACCACCAACGCGGCAAGACGAACCGACUCGGCAGCGUCUGUCGCCAAGCAACGGCCCGAGAGUAUCACUUCCUUUGCCCAAGUCGUCGCCGCUGCUCAGCAGCAGCAAUCGAGUCUCCCAUUACCCAAAUCCAGUUCGAGCGGGACACUGUCUGCCCCCCAGCCCAACCACCCACCGCAUUCCGCACUGGGUAGCAGCCCCGGGUCGGUGAGCUCGGUCGCAUUUGUUGGUGGGCGGGAGCGGUCCACCUCCAACUCGAGCACGGGGGCCAUUGCCGUCGAGCGCGCGAGCCAGUGGCUCUCGGCACUCGCCCCCCGUGGUGAAGGACGAGGACGAGAGUUUCUCACAUCGACACUGAGCGGCGUAGCGACCGUGGCCAGCACGGGCACUUUCCACCGCACAGCACAGCACUCCGCCACCCUCCCGCCUCCCACCUCGUCCUCGUCCUCGUCCUCCACUCCUCGUCCCACCUCCCCCAGCGCCCUCUCCACCACGUCCACAGGGACAGCGACAGGUCCAGCCCCGCGGCGCGGGUCGCACCACCGCGCAAACUCACUCGGCGCCGUCGGGGCCCUCGCCACCUCGCCAGCCCUCUCAGCAGCAGGUACCGGCCGUGUCCGCGCCGCCGGCAUGCCGUACAAGAUCGGGUUCCAGCCCAGCGGUGUGCGGAGCGACCGGACGGCCGAAUUUAUGAUGGAGCGGCGAACACUGAGUAUCGAGAGGGAUAAGGAGGAGGGCCGUCUGGGAAGGCGGUGGGCCAAGCUCGUCGACCUGCACUUCAACCCCAAUUUCCAGACACCCAUCGGCGCGGCAGCGGCAGGCCUCACGCGGUCGCCUAGUUCGAGCAACUCGCUUACGGGGGCGCUGGAUUCGUUCAACCCCAAAGAGGUCUGGAAGGGGCUCAAGAUGGCCACAGGGCCGAAUCCAGAAGAAGCGCGCAAGAGAGCCACCGAGCAAGGGAUCGUCAAGUGGGAAGACGAUGCAGAUGUCAAAAAGUGCCGUAUUUGCCAAGCGUCAUUCUCUCUGUCUACACGCAAGCACCACUGCCGCCUGUGUGGCCGCAUUGUGUGCUCCCUCCCGCCAACACCGCCUGCCCUCCUCGCCGUCCAGAUGCAGCUCUUCGCGCCCGCUGACGCGGGUGCCGCUCACGACCUGCACACCUUGCCCGUGACCGCCGCGCAGGCGGCCCUGCCCCCCGGGACCAGGCGCGAGAAGUGCUCUCUCCUCCUGGUAGCCGACUGGAAGACGGGCCGCGGCGAGGAGGUGGACGAGGGCUUUGUCGGGUGGAUGACGCUCGAGGGCGCCGACGAAAAGGGCGACCCGGCGAUCCGCAAUGCCAAGAAACGUGCCGCAGCCGCGCACGCGCGCCGCGCCUCGCGCGACUCGAACAAGGUGCUGAUCGAGUCGCGCGCGUCCACCCCGCUCCCGCAGCAGCCCCUCGAGGUGCCCGUGCACGGCGUGCGGUGCUGUCGGGAAUGCUGGACGGUCGUGUCGCGCAAACACAAGAUUGCCGAGCGGUCGCGCACCACGCCGUUUACACGCCUGUACGUGGCGCUGCGGGCGAUCCAGAGCGAGAUCGACAGUGUCCUGCCCGAGUUUGAAGAGCAGCUCGCGGCGCACCAGCAAUCGGGUAAAGAGGACGCCGAGCCAGACGACGACCUGCUCGAUGCGCACAAGCACCUCGUGGCCUUGCUGGGACAAUACGACGUUGUGGCAAAACGCAUCGCCAACCUCCCCUGCGCCGAGGGCGGGUCGCAGGGUCAAGUCCAGGCCGCGCUCGCCCGGUCGGCCGCGACGGUCCUCGCGCGGGCCAUGGCGAGCAUACAGGAACUGCCCAAACUCCAGCGCCGCGCGGCGGCCGCUCGCCAGAAGAACAUGGUCGUCAUUGAGAGUUCCAUGAGCGACGUGCUCAAGGCGGGCGGGGUGCGCGAGGACGAGGCCGAGGACGUCGCGCAGGCCCUGCAGCCGCUUCUGGAGCAGCAGGCGCAGUUGGAGUCCUUCAUCGCCGAAGCCAACGCUCAGCGCAAGUACGACGACUCGCGCUCGCUCGCCGCUGCGCUCUCGGAGAUUGAGGCUGAGAUUGCGCGGCUCACGGCGAGUGCACUCAAGUAA